CGACAUUCUUUUUGCAGCUCUACUGCCAAUUUCGUCGGAGAAAAAAAAGACAAAACGUAUAAAAAUCAAAAAGUGUACGUCCGUUUGCAGCGACAAGUGACUAAAGUGGAGUGUUUGCGCCACUCUAUACAAAAUGGCUGACGGCAUUGCGUUAAACCAAGCAGCAGCAGCAGACAAGCGAAUGGGCGCUCCGCUGGACGACGGGCCGCCCGGCGUCGAUGGCAAUGAUGCGAGUGAAAAAAACGAGGAGGCCGCUGCCGCUAUCGACGGCGCCGCAGCGCAGCGCGCAUCAUCACGCAAGAGCAGCAAAAGCAAAUCAACGUCACGUCGACGUUCAACAUCACGACGACGCUCAAAUUCGCGCCACGGUGCCUCAUCACCUCCACCCAUGCGUCGCCGACGCUCACAUUCAUCUCGUUCCCCAACACCUCCGCCCGCGCAUCGCCGCGGUCGCUAUGAUUCGCCGGAAUAUGGUCGCUAUCCGCCACGACGUCGAUUCGAUCGACGCCGCUCGCCGGAUCGCGACCGUGAUCGUCGACGCUCGCCACCACGUCGUGGUCGUGGUCGUUAUGGACGCUCCCGAUCUCGUUCACGCUCCAGAUCACGUGGCGGCCGAGGCAUGAGUCCGUCAUCGCGCUGGUCACCCAAAAAGAAGCCGGCAUCGCCGCCAAUGCCAGCGCCACAGCCACAACUAACACAUCCAGCCCAAGCCGCCGGCUAUGGCGUCAUGCCUACGGCGAUGUAUGCUCCGGGACCGUAUGGUGCGCCCGAUGUGUAUGGUCAUCAGUAUGGAAUGGCACCGCCAAAUGCGUUCACGCAGCAAGGACCGCCCCCAGGCUAUGGAAUGCAGGGCCCGCCGCCCACGCAGGCGACUGACUUCAAUACGGGCUAUGGAGCCUGGGGUGUUAAUGAAUAUGGACAGCAAGUAUGGCUACCGCAGACGUUAGCAACCGUGCCUCAAGCAGCGCCAGAUGUCAUGGGACAGCAGCCACCACCGCAGCAACAACAACAACAGCAGCAGCCGCAACAACAACAGCAGCUGCCGCCACAAUCGGGCAUUAUGGAGGAGCAGCAAGCAGCAGCACCGGCGCUUGAGGGCGCAGGUUUGCCACCACAAGAUGCUGUGGCCCAGGAAGCGGAGAAUCAAAAGGAGGAGCUGAAGAAGCAACGCACCAAUUACGUGAAGAAGGUAUCGCUGUUGAAGAAGGAAAUGAAAGUGCUGAAGGAGCAACAUGAUGAUUUAACAGCUGGUGAGGCGCCACCAUCGCCAACCACUAAGAAUUUCAUUGAGGAAAACGAUCGUCUGCAGGUACAAAUCAAAAAGAAAUUGGAUACCAUUGAAAAUGUCAUCGACAUGUUGAGCGGCAUCAUUGGUGAUGAGGAGGCCGACGAGGAACACGAGGAGACGCCUAAAAGCGAACCAGGUCCAGCGGGCACAAAAAGCGGAAAUGCGGCUGCAACUUCCACAACGAGUGAAAGCUCUGGCGACAGCUCCGAUUCGAGUUCGUCUUCAAGCAGUUCCUCGGAAUCAUCGACGGAUGAGGAGGGUGAUGAGGAGAACGGUAAUGGCGAUGGCAGUCCAACAAAUCGUCUCAAGAAUCGAGCGAUGAAGUCGAUGAAAGCAAAACAGCGACAAGCUGAGGCUACAGCCAAGACAACGGUAUCUCAAACCCAAAGUUACAAUUAUGUAUUUUUCGAUUCGGAGAAAUAUUGGUGUGAGAGCUGUAGCGUGUUCCCAAAGACGGCACGCGACUAUCUUAAGCAUCUGCACGCCGAAGAGCAUAUGAAUCGCGAGACCAUGGAGACACCUUGGCAUGUGGGCAUUGAUCACGAUCCCUUCCCUACCAUCGAGAAGGCGCCGACAAUGCGUGUGCCAGUUCGUGGCCUACAAUUUCUGGUGCCUGCCAGCGCCUGGUACUGCAAAUUGUGCAGUGUCUGGAUUGGUGACUUGCACUGCGCCUCAUUGCAUCUCAGGUCCCGCACUCAUGGCAGCAAAUACGAUGCGUUCGUUAAAAAGCAGAUAAACUAUGAAAGCGAAUGGCUAAGCAAACGUGAGCGGGCACAACAGCAACAGCAGAAGGAGGGCGAGGAGGCGAAGCUCAAAAAGGCCAAGAAGGAUGAAGAUAAAACAACCAAGAAGCGCAAAAAGAAGAGUGGCGAUAAAAAGAAAAAGAAGCGCAAGCAUAGCAAGAAGCACAAGCGGAAUGCGAAUAGCACAUCUUCAUCAACGGACAGUUCGUCAUCAGAUGAGGGCGAAGAUGGGCAGUCAUCAAAGAAAGCGGAAGCUGCGCCGGCAGCCAAUGCCGCCUCGAUACGUGUAGCAAUGCGUAAGCAGGAGGCACCCAUCGUUGGCAAGCCGGAGGUGGUUGCUCAGCAAGUCGAGGCACCGCCGCCGCCCAAUAUUAAGGAUACGCUUGGCACAAGCGAGCGCGGCAGAUGGACACAAGCGUCGGGCGGCAAUGAUGCGAAAGUGGAGGACGAGAAGAAGCGCGACGAAGCGAUGAUGCAGCAAUGGAACACGGUGCAGCCGGUGAUUAGUGAGAGUGAGAAGAAACUGCUCGAGCAGCUUAAGGGCAAGCUGAAAGGAAAGCCGCGCCCCACGGAGGAGCGAAAGAACGCAUUUGCGGUAGCUGAUGAGAAAGCGAGUCGACGCAACAACUCCAAGCGACGCAGUCCCUCGCCGCGAAGUGGCAGCCGCGGUCGCUCUGAUCGUGAUCGACGCGACAGGGAUCGGGAUCGUGAUCGCGAAAGGGAAAGAGAACGUGAUAGAGAUCGUGAACGCGAUCGCGGCCGUGAUCGUGACCGAGAGCGUGAACGUGACCGUGAUCGCAGGCGCUCGCGUUCCAGAUCACGCAGCCGUACACGCAGGAGGAUCUCGCGUUCGCCAGUGCGUGGAAACAAUCGACGCAGUCGCUCACGGGAUGCACGCUGGCGUCGCAGUCGCAGCCAUUCGGAGGAGCGCGUGGAACGGCCCGUGGUUAAGCAUUCCGAGUUCCGGCCACGCACGGUGCCCGAACGCAAACCGAGCGAGGUGAAGCGGGACAAAAAGGACGUGACCGCGAAGCCCAAGUCAAGCAAGACAAGCACCACAGCGAGCACAACAGCAGCGGCUGGCGGCAAGAAGUUGCCGUUCAUUGGCAAGAUGCCCGUACUUAAGAAGCAGCCGCCUCCCGCAACGACUGCGUUGACGGCAGCCGGCUACAAUGAGGCGGGCAUCUAUACCAAUGGCGGCUCAGUGGAUGGCAUGGGCGUGGCUCCGCCGCCACCACCUCCACCGCAGAUGGGCAUGGCGCCGUCGUCAGUGCGUCAGAAUGCCCCAACAGCGGCACAAAUUCAAAUGGCCAUGAUGGAGGAUGCCUUUGGCAAUGCGCCACCGUUUCAUCCCGACGCUGGCAUGAUGAUGGACUACGAUGAACUGAUGCCCGAUCCUGUGCAGUUUGCCAACCUCAUUACCCAUUGUCCGCCACCACCGCCACCUGGCGAAAGUACAAAUGCAGACGGUUCGGAUGGUCUCGAUGGUGAUCAGUUGGGCAACGAGGACCAUGGCGAAGAGGAUGUACUACCGCCGGGCAUUGACGAGGUCGAAGCAGAUCUGGAACCGCAGCCAUUGGUGACUGGCGCCCCAUCACAGGGCGGCGAGCUGCCCAAAGAUCUGGCCGAAGCCCUCAACAUUAUAUUCCCAGCGGAUAGACCAGAGGAAGAUGCCGCCGAUGAUAACAGUCAAGUACCUGUGGUGCCGCAGACAAUCACCACCAUUGUGAACGAUGAACCGGUGCUGGACGAACAAAAUCUGCAUUAUCUGGCCAGGCAGGGCAUACAUAUGGUGACCAUUGAAGAGACCACAUCAAGCUCAAUGCCAGCUUCUGUGCACGAGGAUACCUCCAAGUCAGUGGACUCGCCCAUGCCGAUCAGUGGCGAUGAGGUGUCUCAGGGCGCCUAUUCCCAGCUGGCCAAUGGUAAUUCGGAUAAUUCCGUGUCGCACACAAACAGCGUGAAACAGAUGGCAGCACAGGACAUCCCAAUGCCCUGUUCUCCGCCAGCAGAGUUGCCUGGCGACGCUGUCGAGAUCAAAUCAAAGACCAGUGAAGUGCUAUUGGAUGUGGCCGAUAUACCACAACCGCCUGCUUCACCCACAGACAGCGAGAAGCUGCGACGUCAGGCAGAGCUGGACGAGCUGGCCAUGCUGGGCAUUGACACCAAUGACAUGGCCGCACAAUAUGCGUUGUAAGCUGCGAUUUGACAUCAGAAGCUGGGUGGAUGAAGGAUCAUUGCGGCUGCAGUUUGGGUGGCGCGUCCACAAAAUUUCAUUCACUUUUUUAUUAGUUUUACUUUAUGCCUAUGUAUGAUUGUGUUUAUGUGACGAAAUGUUCUUAAUAAAUGCACAUAUAUGUAUGUAAUAUAUGUAUGAUGAGACCACACAA
Messenger RNA from Drosophila nasuta, 4421 nucleotides. Its product is annotated as zinc finger matrin-type protein CG9776. The transcript is spliced from 7 exons. Gene Ontology annotation, biological process: negative regulation of DNA-templated transcription; positive regulation of DNA-templated transcription. Gene Ontology annotation, molecular function: nucleic acid binding; zinc ion binding. The record is from RefSeq and is a predicted model, not a curated record. Gene Ontology annotation, cellular component: nucleoplasm. NCBI's taxonomy places the organism in Eukaryota, Metazoa, Arthropoda, Insecta, Diptera, Drosophilidae. Bases 134 to 4228 code for a protein of 1364 amino acids.